AUGGACCGCCCACCCACCUACUUCCUGAAACAAUCUGCACCACCGCUGUCCAAUACAGAGAGGGCCACAGAGUGGCCCUCUCCUCAUUGUGAAGAGAACGACAUACAGUCUCUGAGUCAGAGGGAUGUUUUAGAAGAAGAAUCACUGAGGGAAAUCAGAGGUAUAGGAGGAGCCCUCCUAAGUGCUGGUAAAUCAGCUUUAAAAGGCUUGGCUAAAGGAUUGGCUGAGCAUUUUGGGAAGAGAACAGCUGAAGAUCAUGAAGUGAUGAAAAGACUGGAAGCCGCAAUACAAUCUCUGAGUCAGAGGGAUGUUUUAGAAGAUGAAUCACUGAGGGAAAUCAGAGGUAUAGGAGCAUCCAUCCUAAGUGCUGGUAAAUCAGCUUUAAAAGGCUUGGCUAAAGGAUUGGCUGAGCAUUUUGGGAAGAGAACAGCUGAAGAACAUGAAGUGAUGAAAAGACUGGAAGCCGUAAUGCGUGAUCUAGAUUCCUUGGAUCAUCCAGAGGAAGCUUCUGAAAAGGAAACCAGAGGUCUCAAUCAAGAGGAAAAAGAGAAACGCAUUAUAGGGCCAGUAUUAGGUUUGGUUGGUAGUGCACUUGGAGGUUUACUUAAAAAGAUUGGAUAAUUAAAGCCAGUAAAACUUUGCUUUCAUGAAUAUUUGUAAAAUGAUGCUAAUCAGAUAACAUAUAAUAAAACAUAAAUAAAGCACAAAAAACUAUUUAAACAAACUGCAUGUUCUCUACUCUGCUAUUAAAUAAAAAUCAUACGAGCAAAACCUGUUUAUCAUUUGAAAUUAUCAUUAGCAUUUCGGCUUAAUAUUUAUGUAGUAAAGUUUAUCUAAUGAUUUUUCUACAAAAGCCAACAUAAAAUCUAUGGAAAUAUUUGUAGAUAAUAAUUAUAUAAUAUUCUCUACAGGAUUGUGUUUCACCCCAACAUGUCAAUACCUGGAAAACUAGUUAAUAAAACAAUAAGAAGCAUA
This is a messenger RNA of Bombina bombina (fire-bellied toad), 975 nucleotides long. RefSeq names its product bombinin-like peptides 3. Gene Ontology annotation, cellular component: extracellular region. The record is from RefSeq and is a predicted model, not a curated record. NCBI's taxonomy places the organism in Eukaryota, Metazoa, Chordata, Amphibia, Anura, Bombinatoridae. Gene Ontology annotation, biological process: defense response to bacterium. The transcript has 2 exons. Bases 1 to 621 code for a protein of 206 amino acids.